AUGUUGGACGCCAACCUUUAUACCCUCAACUUCGUUCGCUCCACUAGUGAGCCCGAGAAGCUGUUCCUCAUCCAAGAAUCCACCGGCGAGCCCGUUUAUUUCCGUCUCAGGGUUCCCGAAGGUAGCGAAACGAGGAGUGAAUUAUAUCAUGCCACAACCCUGGCACCAUUGGGUGUCUUCCAACACCUCUCAUCCAAGUUGAAGUUGAUCUCGUUAGCCAACCCAUCGACGACGAUCGAGCUCAAAAACUCGGGGUACAUCAACUUCGAAUGGACGUUCUAUUUCGAUCGGAUCCUGAAGUUCUGUUGGAGGAAAGACAUAAUCGGGAUGGCUGGCACGAAGCGAGGCUACACAUGUUGGAUGUCUCGAAAACCAGACCCGGAUUAUCCAUGUGCAAUCUACCGACCAGGCACCUCGACGGUCCCGGCAUCCUGCCAAUUCCUCGAUUUCAACAUCCGACGAAUCGAGAACCUGCAAGAUCCACGGGGCCUCGAGUUUGCGAUCAUACUCGCCCUGCUCGGGUUCACUGAAAGCCUCUCCGAGCCUGAGCCGCGCCGAAGUCCACCCGCCUCACCCGGCUACAAUUCGCAGCGAUUGAUAUCGUCGGGAGCGCCGGCCAGCUUGCUUCCCAACUUCUAUGACCCACCGAUCGAAGCUAACGAGAUUCGAGUGACCGAGAACAGCCUGGCCUCUGACCUGGUCGCCCAAGGCCACAAGCUGCUCGACGAUCCACUCUUCGUCUACCUCUCCGUCCAUGCCGCCACCCCGGAAGCUUUCCACCAAGCCACCGCGAUCGCCGACCAAAUCAAACACGACCGACUCCAGUGGUACGGCCAGGAACUCUACCAAUACCUGGUAGACGACAUCAUGAGUCAAGAAACGACCGGUGGAAGGCCGCUUCUGUGUAUUCAUCGGCUUCCCAGUCCUCCAAACCACACUCCUCCAGAUCUACUUGUCCCGGACUCCUUAGAGACUGCUCCCAAACGCAUCUCAUCUACAGAGAUCGAAAGUUCGCCGCUUUCCAGUGGCCGCAAGGCGAACCUAGACCGUCCUCCUUUCAUGGCCCCGUUCAGUAAGAUCGCCUCCAUCGCCAGUUUCUCAUCAAGAUCGAGCGCCUAUUACCAACACAGCAUCACGCCGUAUUACCUAGCCGAAGAAGAUGAAGAAGAGGAACAUGAAGAAGAGGAGGAGGAGGCAGACGACGGCCGAGCGAAAGCAGAAGAAGUAAGCCAAGCUGAAGACCACGACGACGGCCGAGCGAAAGCAGAAGAAGUAAGCCAAGCUGAAGACCACGACGACGAGGACGAGGAGGAGCCGAGAGGGGAAGCCCCAGCCUGCGCAAAAACUGGCGCCGACUCGACGCACAAGAAACCCGAGCCGUUCAUGGUCUGUGUCAACGAGCUCAGUGGCCCGAUGGCCCCGCAGUCCAAACGCAACUCGAUGGUCAUCGUCGUCGAGAAGGCCGGCAGUCGGGAGAGCGUCCGGGCCGGCCGGGCAACCAGUGUCGGCUCGAACAGUGUCUCUCCGGAGCAAGAGCGUGCUGGAAGCAGCGUCCCAAGUAGUGAGGACAGUCGAGAAACCAGCCUCAGUCCGCCCUGCAGUACCACCACCACCGCUACUACUACUACUACGACUGCUACUACUGCUACUACUAGUGAUGAUGAUGAUGGCGGCCAUGUCGAACGGGCCGAGAGCGUCCGAAGCUGCUCCAGCUCCCUCCGCUCCUCGGCCUCCUCCUUCGUCGAAAUCAUCCUCUCCUCCUGCUGCCAAACAUACUCCAACGCGUUCGGCUCCUCCUCUCCUAUCCAACCUGCUCGUCUUCCUAAAUCGAAUCAUCACCAACCCGAGUCUCCUUUCAAACGAAUCGCUCGCAAGAAUCACUCCGCUUGGAAACGCCUCAGUUCCCAUGCCCCGCUCCUCUCUUCUUCCUCUUCUAAAUCCGCGCCCCACCCUUCUUCCUCUACUCCUCCCUCCUCUACUCCCAUCAACUCCGCUGACUUCGUCGCCAAUCUCUUCGCCAGAAAGCUCCAUCUCUCUUGA
This is a messenger RNA of Puccinia graminis f. sp. tritici CRL 75-36-700-3, 2040 nucleotides long. RefSeq lists its product as uncharacterized. Lineage: Eukaryota; Fungi; Basidiomycota; Pucciniomycetes; Pucciniales; Pucciniaceae. The record is from RefSeq and is a predicted model, not a curated record. The coding region runs from base 1 to 2040 and encodes 679 amino acids. The transcript is spliced from 7 exons.